Molecule: messenger RNA, 4919 nt
Organism: Linum trigynum
Lineage: Eukaryota; Viridiplantae; Streptophyta; Magnoliopsida; Malpighiales; Linaceae
Source: the annotation of a GenBank genome assembly
UUAGGAAGUGGUUACACUUGGCCAAUUCCUGGAGUGACAGUAGAGUCGAGUCAAGUUUUUGGCGCCGUUGCCGGCGACGGCUAGGUUGUUGAAGAAAAGUGAUUUCUGUUAAUUUAGCUUUUCUUUUUGCUUUGUUUGCUUUGUCCCACUUGUGCCUUCACGGGUGUGCUUGCUUGAGUGUGUGCAGGUAGUGCAUGACCCGUAGCCAGUCGGGAGGUUUACUGCCGUUGAAUCCAGAGAUUGACCGCACCUGUCGCCAGCUCAGGAGACAACAACGAGCUAGACUGGCUACGGAAGAGCGCAUAGAUGGCCACCUGAGCAGCGAUUCUGAAGAAGAGCACGGGAUGGACGGAGACUACAACCAACACCAGGGGAAUCCACAGCAGGUUCCCCCGGUGAAUCAGGUCCUGGGGAACAACCCCAUACCCCAGGACCAUGGAGUUCAUCAUCCACCGCAGCCGGGUCCCACCUUGGAGUACUACUACACUCCUCGGAUUGCUGACAUCCGCCCGGUCAUCCUCUACCCGCCGAUCCCAGCAAACAACUUCGAGAUCAAGCCAUGCUGGAUUCAGCUCAUCACAUCCUCGAUCCAGUUUCAUGGCUUGAAGAAUGAGGAGGCCAGGGUACAUCUGUCCCGUUUUCUGCAGCUGACAAACGGGUUCAAGCUGAACGGUGUUCCCGAUGAUGCGAUCCGCCUUCAUCUCUUCCCCCAUUCUCUGGCGGGGAAUGCUAAGAGGUGGUUGGAGACCCAGCCCCCAUUGUCCAUCACCUCUUGGGACGAUCUGGCGGACAAGUUCGUGCACAGGUAUUAUCCGGCAUCGAAGACUACAGAGAUUCAGCGGGAGAUCACUCACUUCCGCCAGGAGCCAGAUGAGUCACUUCGUGAUGCAUGGGAGCGGUACAUGGGAUAUUUCUGGCAGUGUCCCCAUCAUGGCUUCAGUGAUGCAUUCACAGUGGGGAACUUCUACAGUGCCCUCUCUCCAGAUAGCCAGAGGGUGAUUGAGUCUCUAUGCCCAGGAGGGGAUAUCCUCACUAAGACUCCACCCGAGCUGAACCAGAUGAUUAAUACAUUGGCUGCCAGAGAUCAUUCCUGGGGGCAGAGCAGCAGAAGCAGACAGUCCCGGGAUCGUGGUGUGCACGCCAUGGAGACCAGAUCCGGGCUCGAGCAGCAGGUAGCUGAGCUAGUGCAGACAUUGAAGCAGCCCAACAGUCUUAUUCCGGGCAGAGGUUUGGCUACACCUCCAGUUGCUCAGUGUCAGUGGUGUGAGAGCUCCAAUCACCUAGUGGAGGACUGCCAGGCUAUGAGGGAGUCUACCACACCCCAGGAGCAGUUGGCCUUCAUCGCCAAUGCGAGGCGCCUCGAUCCAUACAGCAGCACAUAUAAUGAGGGGUGGCGCCAUCAUCCCAACUUCGCUUGGAGCAGCAACACCACUAAACCACCUGGUUUCCCAGCACCAGCAGGUGGUUUUCAGCAGAGGCAGCCCUUCCAGGCUCGCCAGGGGCCAGACCCACAGCAGCCCUACCAGUCUAGGCAGGGGCAGCCAUUCCAGCAGCCCCAGCGCCAGUUUGCCGAGCCAGCAGCAGCUCCAGCCCCAGAUGACAGGAUGACGAAGCUGGAAAACAUUCUAGCUUCAUUCAUGACGAGCACUCAGGCGACUAUCACGAGGUUGGACCAGAGUGUAGCCUCACUGGAGGCAGGUCAGAGGAACCAGGGUGCCAUUUUGCAGGAUUUGCAGACCCAGGUGGGCAUCUUGGCCCGCCAGAACACCACCAGGGCACCGGGGACUUUGCCUGCCACCACUGUCCCGAAUCCUCGAGAUCCUCAUCAGCAGCUGGAUGCCAUUUUUACCAGGAGCGGUAAGACCAUAUCUGCUGAUCCUGUCCCGGCCAGACAGGAGGAACCACUGACUGCUUCAGCACUUCCAGCCGACGAUGCAGAAGUGCGGGUGGAGAAGGAAGCCCCUGCUCCCAAGCCACAACCAGUGGUUAAGGAGCAUGUACCCCAGCUUCCCUUCCCCACUCGCCUACACAAAGACAAGCUGGAGACUGAGUUUGCCAAGUUCAUGGCAAUGUUGAAGCAGCUCAACAUCGGCAUACCGUUCAUGGAGGCACUGUCAAAGAUGCCCAAGUAUGCCAAGUUCAUGAAAGAUAUCUGCACCAACAAGAAGAAACUUCGGGAUCUCUCGACAGUGAUGCUGAGCGAGGAGUGUUCUGCUAUCCUGCAGAACAAGCUGCCCGAGAAGCGCAAGGAUCCAGGGAGUUUUACUAUCCCUCUUACUAUUGGCAGCAUGCAUGUAGGCAAAUCCUUGGCGGACCUAGGCGCUAGCAUUAACGUCAUGCCAUAUAAGUUGUAUAAAAUGCUAGACCUAGGUGAACUUAGCCCUACUAGGAUGAGCAUUCAAUUAGCUGAUCGUUCUAUUGUGCAUCCUAAGGGUAUCAUUGAGGAUCUGCUUGUUAAAGUAGGUACAUUCACAUAUCCUGUUGAUUUUGUUAUUCUUGAUGUGCAUGAGGAUGUGGAUGUACCUUUGAUUCUAGGUAGGCCAUUUCUUGCCACCGCCAAGGCACUAAUUGAUGUGCAUGAUGGUAAGUUGAUCUUGCGUGCUGGGGAUGAACAGGCUACUUUUUCUGUGACUGAGUUUGAUCACUGUGCUAUGAUUGCUGUCACGCCUGUGCAUGCUAUGUCUGAUCAGGUACACGAGUCUGUCGUGUACCCUUCUGCACCUCCUAUUUUACAGGACCCUCCUAUCAUUCCUUCGCCGCCACUCCAUCCAGCCACGCCUCCGAACAAAAAGCUCAAGGAGGAGUGGCGGCCGAAGCAGCAGGUUGCUAAGCCUGCACGCAAGAAGAGUGGAGACCACUAUGAGCUGGUCCCACCUCCUGCACCACGACCACCCUGGCCAUCCGGGUACUCACUCGCCUGCAUCUUGCCAGAUGGACAGGUCGAGCUGACUGAUGAUAGUGGUCGCAUCCGUCGGGUGCAUGGUCACAACCUGAAGCUGUACCUCAAGAGCGAAGUGGAUUCGCUCUUGGAGGCACCUGUUCCUGCACCGCCCUGAGUAUCCACCAUGGGCGUCCAGCUAAAAGACGGUAAAGAAGCGCUUGUGGGGAGGCAACCCCACCAUGGUUUGAUUUUCUUUCUUGUGUUUUGAGUCGGAUUGUAACCCGGUUUGGGUUUGGUUUGUUUUCUUUUGGUUUGGAUGAUAUUUUAUUGGGCUGACCAUUGAACCUAACAUAUUGUGUCUGAGCUCUUCUGUUUCCCUUCGGCUGUGCUUGCCCCGACUGGCCCGUUUCCAGUCCCCUGCAGUCCGUGCAUACCGGUAACAUCGUUCCCCUUUUCCUUCCCUCUUCUCCAUUGAGGGCAAUGUCGAUCUUAAGUGUGGGGGGGGGGGUGUUUAUCUUUUGACUGCAUUAGAUCUGUUUAUGUGCUUGGAGGUGUUUAUCUUUUGACUGCAUUAGAUCUGUUUGUGUGCUUGGAGCCUAGUCCAGUCCACUGUCCAAAUUUUUAAAUUUGAGGGCUCCAAGUACGUGUUUCCUUGCAAUUGCCUGCUCAGUAUGCUUUGAAUUGACAGUCUUUAUAGUAAUAUGCAACCUAGGGAGGUAGUGUAGCACUAUGGAGGAUGUUGAUGCAUUUAAGGAGUCUCAUUUCUUCUUCAUAUUGAGUUGGUUGAUUGAGUGAAUUAGUGAUCUUAGGACCCUUGAAUUGUGUGGUGUUUUGGAUUCUCUGCCUGUCAUGGACUCUUGUAUCAUGUUUUGAAAAUAACAGGUGCUCGAAAAUGUGCUUCAAAAUAACGUCUCCCGUGCGAAUAGGGCGAAAGUGUGUAAGGGGAGACGGGAAUCCGUUCCCAAUUUUCACCUACUACCUCCAACCCCCUUACAUGUCUUUCCCCCGCACGAGGCUCGAGACAUCCGCUCCUGGCAUGGCCGGUAAGAGCAGGUUGGGACCCUUGGAAAAAAAAGAAAAGAAAAAUAACAGAAAACAAGCAAAACAGAAAAAAAGGGGUUCCAACCAUCUUCAAAGAAAAUCGAGCACCUUGAAAAAUGUGAGUCCAUGAUCCUUUGUUUUUGAGAAUCUCUCCAUCCACGAUUCAUUUGUCCUCUGUUCACUUUCUGCCAUGAUGCCGACUCGAUAAGAAGCUUUGAGAUGACUUGUGCGUCGGUUGACCUCGUAAGCUGCUAAAUGACCUAGGAAGUCCUCUACUCACGAUCUGGGUUGUUUGUUGCGAUGAAGGUCUGGAGAGUUGCAUUGGUUUGAGUUAGUUUUGCUUGAGGACAAGCAAACGGUUAAGUGUGGGGAAAUUUGAUAACGAUGUAAUUGCACAUAUUUGCGCCCUUAGUUCUUAUCCGUUUGAGGGGCAUAGUCGUGUGUUUUGGCCUAUUUUACGCCGGGUUGUGCUAUUUUGUCAUGUUUCAGGUCCCAGGCGUUAAAGGGAAGGCUAACCGCGAGUUUCGGGGCAUUUGGAAGUCAUUUCGGUGAGCUGGAGCCAAAACACGGGCAGCCCAAGGAAUUACACGGCCGUGUACUGCUGGCCGUGCUUUUUAUGCCAAGAGCAAAUUCAGUUUGGCCAAUUCAGCUGCAAACACGGGCACCGAAGCACGGCCGUGUUCAGUCAAAGCACGGCCGUGUACAUUGCGAAGCACGGCCGUGUUUAACCCACUUGCUGGCCGUGUAAUUAAGCCCUGGCCGAGGCACGGGCGGAGUCAGGCAAAGCACGGCCGUGCCCUCGACCGUGCUUUGGCCACUGAUGCUUUUAAGCAGAUUUUCAGCCACAAUUCAAGGGGAUUCAAGUUUUUGAGAGAGAGAUCAGUUCCUAGAGAGAGAAAGUGACGAGCAAGAGUUCCCAAGUGCCCUAGAUUGAUCUUCAACACCAUUGGAGGCCAGCUUGAGCUUGGAGAAGUGCCAAUCAACGUCCAGAAGCAGG